Molecule: messenger RNA, 854 nt
Organism: Chara braunii
Lineage: Eukaryota; Viridiplantae; Streptophyta; Charophyceae; Charales; Characeae
Source: the annotation of a GenBank genome assembly
AGGUAACUCUUGAAUUUGGAGCAAGUUUUCGAUUGAUAGUUGAAGCGUUUCGGACGUGCGGAGUAUGACAAACGAAGACCGGAGAGGAGAUCAAGAUGGCAAUAGGAGCGGAGGAGGAGAUCGGGACCGUGACAGGGACCGUGAUCGGUAUCGUGACCACGAUCGGAACCGAGAUCAAGACCGUGGGCGGGAGCCGAGCAGCGAUCGUGAUCGAGAACGUGAGCGGGGACAAAGGUGUGGACCACCUCGAUGUUUUCGAUGCCAACGAGUUGGGCAUUACGCAAACCAGUGUAGCUGGUUUGAUGCUCCUACGGCAUCAGGGGACUCCCAACGAGCAAGGUCGUCAUCUCCAAGGCGUGGAUAUCAAGGGCGGUCCUCCUCAUCCGGAGAGUCACGCCAUACACCUGAGUUGGAGAAACUGGAACGGAACGUGGCGAGUUUGCAGGAAUAUGUUCAGCUAGAACGUGCGAAGAAGGAGGAGAAGGAAGCCAAGAAGAAGGCAAAAGCCCUUGCCAAGCAGCGUGAGGAAGAGGAGAGACUUGAGCGAGAGAGAAGCAUCGCCAAGAGGAUCGAAAAGAAGAAGCGUGCUGAAGAAAAACAGUUGGAACUUGCCAAGAGUGUCGACAUCCAAUUGGACGUCGGUAUCGAGUAUCGCGGAAAAAUGCAUGCGAUUUUUGACAUCGCAGAUCAGAAGGCCGGGGUGGCAUAUGGAUCGGAGCAAGAGGCUGGAGCGGAGGUGCAGGAGGCUGUUGGAGAAGGCGUGAAUACGGGAAGUGAUAGCGGUGGAGAAGAGGAGGUAACUACGGUUCCUAACCACGAGUAAGGGUGCGCAACUCUGCGGCGUCAAUACCAUU